AUGACGGACCAAGAGACUUUUGGUGCAAAGCACGACCUGGAAGUUUUCCGCGUUACUAGUCUUCCACGUAGCUUUUACUAUAUUCCCAAUUUUAUUAGCGCUGAGGAGGAAGCAUCAAUCUUACAAAAGCCAACGUCUGGAUCCUCCAACAUGCCUAACCUGUGCAAGAUCCCCGCCCAAAGAUGGACCCACCUCUCCCACCGACGUCUCCAAGCAAUCCCCUCGACACUAACAAAAAACAACACGUUGCUCGCUUCUCCACUCCCAGCUUACCUCACCACGCCCGUUGUCGACCGCUUUAAAGCCCUAGGCAUCUUUGAGCAUACACCCCACCAGCAGCCAAACCACGUGCUUGUCAAUGAAUACAGGCCGGGCGAAGGCAUCAUGCCGCAUGAAGAUGGAGACGCAUACGCGCCUGUUGUCGCGACGGUCAGUCUAGGCGCAGCAUUGUGCUUGGAUGUUGUACGCAAGCCAGCGAAAGCACGUGAUGAGGAGGACGGCAGUAGUAAUCGUAGGCGUAGUAGUAGUGAAAAUGGACCUGUGGCAGCACCAGAAGACCAAAUUCAUGACGGCGAAGAAGAAAAGGAAGAAGCAUCAUCAUCAUCAUCAUCAUCAACAAAUGGAGAAUUCAAGCUCCCCACACGCAUAUACCAAGAACGUCGUUCCCUGCUCGUAACAACAGGCGCCGCUUACUGCACUCUGAUGCAUGGCAUAUCAGGCAUUGCAGUCGAUGAGGGCUUGAACGAAGAGAGCGUAGCGAAUUGGCAGUUGGUGGGAGAUACAAGGACGUUGGAGGCCAUGGGGGGGAUGAGUGCGCGGGGUGUCAGAACUAGUUUGACGUAUCGGGAUGUGCUUAGGGUUAGUGCAGCAGCAAGCAAAGUUCUUGGCGGUGGCUUUCCGAGGAAGUAG
Messenger RNA from Exserohilum turcica Et28A, 909 nucleotides. RefSeq lists its product as uncharacterized. The transcript has 2 exons. The coding region runs from base 1 to 909 and encodes 302 amino acids. Lineage: Eukaryota; Fungi; Ascomycota; Dothideomycetes; Pleosporales; Pleosporaceae. The record is from RefSeq and is a predicted model, not a curated record.